UAUACCUCCACACCCUGAACCAAGAGCUAGUCCAGUCCAUCGACUACAGCAGCAGCAGCAGCAGCACAAUGUCCCACCACCACGACCACCACACCCCCGAGCUCCCCGGCGACCCCCUCAGCACCAAAAGCCGGGUGCUGGAGACCGGGGCCAGCAUGGUGCAGGACUUCGCGCCGGUCAAGAACAUCUGCGCGCACUUGAAUGCCUUCCACGUGUACGCCUCGGACAAGACGCGCUGCGUGGAGGCGAAUCACUACUGUUCGCAUAUCACGGAGGAUAUAAGACAAUGCCUCCUCUACGACAGUCCCACCCCCACCGCCCGCCUGCUAGGGGUGGAAUACAUGAUCACGCCCAAACUCUACAAUAGCCUACCGCCCGAAGAACGGAAACUCUGGCACACGCACGAGUUCGAGGUCAAAUCGGGGAUGCUGGUGAUGCCGGCGCCGGCGGGGGUGCCCCAGGCGCUCUGGGAGAAGGCUGAGACGGCCGAGAUGCAGGACAUCAUCCCACUGUACGGCAAGACGUACCAUUUCUGGCAGGUGGAUCGCGGGGAUGCCGUGCCGAUGGGGGCGCCGGAGUUGAUGGCGAGUUUUACAUCCGAGGAACGCGUCAAGAUUGCGAAGCCCGGGGGCAUGCAGGAGUUGUGUGAAGGGAGGGAUGGGAGGUUUGGGGUGGAUUGGAAGCAGAAAAAGAGGGUGAGGGAGGGGUUGCAGGGGGUGGAGGGGGGGUUGCAUCCUGAUGCGGAUGCGAUGUGGGAGGAUUGA
This is a messenger RNA of Aspergillus uvarum CBS 121591, 764 nucleotides long. Its product is annotated as OBAP family protein. Bases 69 to 764 code for a protein of 231 amino acids. The transcript is spliced from 3 exons. Lineage: Eukaryota; Fungi; Ascomycota; Eurotiomycetes; Eurotiales; Aspergillaceae. The record is from RefSeq and is a predicted model, not a curated record.